Messenger RNA from Eremothecium sinecaudum, 738 nucleotides. It is a transcript of the gene REV7, whose product is annotated as Rev7p. The coding region runs from base 1 to 738 and encodes 245 amino acids. NCBI's taxonomy places the organism in Eukaryota, Fungi, Ascomycota, Saccharomycetes, Saccharomycetales, Saccharomycetaceae. The transcript has a single exon. The record is from RefSeq and is a predicted model, not a curated record. Gene Ontology annotation, cellular component: zeta DNA polymerase complex.
AUGAACGAAGAUAUCGAAAGGUGGCUUCGGAUUUAUUUGAAAUGCUUCAUAAAUGCAAUUUUGUACUAUAGAAAUGUAUAUCCGAAGGAAUCAUUUGCUUGGACCACAUAUCAAGCGUUCAACCUUCCUCGCCAUAUGCCUAUAAAUCGAUACCCCGAAUUACAGGACUACAUAGAUGAGCUAAUACUUGAUGUCCUAAGCAAAUUGCAGCACGUGCGAUGUUUCAACCUGAAUAUUAUAAGGAAUAAAGAGACUGAAGUCGAUCAACCUUCUUCGAUUCAGGUCUGGGAGAGGUACGUUCUAGACUUUUCUGAUUGGGUCCAUGGCGCCAAUGAAGAAACUACAGCUAAUGAAAUAGAAGGCCAGGUCUUUGAUGAACUUCGAGCGGCAUUAAAUGAUCUAUUAAGAAGAAUAGAAACAUUACCAUCGGUUAGACCCGGUAGCGUUACGUUUGAAGCCUGUAUAGAUGCGAUUGAUUUAACUUUAGGGCGUACCAUGACGGCGGUUAAUACCAAAGAAGAAAAAGUUUCACUAGAUAGAAGUGUUAAUUGGGUAAUAUGCCACAAUGAUGAGUUCACACGUAAUCAAAAUCUUAGGUUUGCCAUUGACCCUCCUGAAGUCCAAUUUAUGCCAUUAAUUGGGUGCGAAGUGGGCCCAAUUAUAAUUGGCCAGUACUUUGAAAGAAUACUAUUGCCGAAAUCGACCACUGAUACGAUCUAUGAAGAAAGUAGCGAAUAA